UACUGCUCCGCAAUGAGCUCUCACUGGCGACUUGUACGGCCAUGUAUCAGCACACGGCACAAGGUUUUGUAAUUACCCUCUGGAUAUUGAUUUUUUCCACGAUGGUAUCGCGUGGCGCCGGAAAGCACAGGUCGGACACCUGGGUGCAAGACGCCGCCGAUGUCGCCACCGACACCGUCAGUCGGGUCAUUCGCGCGGCGACGGCGCAGUUGUCGACAUUCGUCCCGGGUGGCUCGGGCCGCAAAGUGGGAAGUCCGUUUGGAAAGUGACAUAUGGUGUAAUAGAAGCUCACAGCUAUAGGUGAUCGAGUGGUGGUACAUUGUGGGCUCGAACUAAAAAUUAUCUUAAGAUUUUCGUAUUUACUUCUGUGGUGUUAGCACUUUGAUACCGUGAAAAGUCAACAGGAGUCAUCCAUGUCAAAGUUUAACUCAAGAUCUGCUUUGAAAACUCUUUUGCAGUCCAAGCAACAAAGCGGUGCCUUAAUCUAAAAAUACAUCCGCUGUAAGUUUUUCUACUUCUAUGGAAGAUCUGUGAUCAGUGAUCGCGCUAAUACUUCUGUACCAAGCCAAGCCCUCUUGGGCGUCUCGGCUAGCAAGCCAGUGUUUCGGUUAACGUCUAACGACAAACAUCUGGCAAUAAGAUCGCUCGUCUCUUCGGCAUCUUUUCGACCGAAUCGAUCUAUCACAAGCAGAUCAUGAGCUACAUCGGCAGCCUGCUGUCGGUGGGCCGCAACUGGACCGACCCCUCCACCGAGACCGGCUUUGACUACGAGCCCGAGCUGCGCGUCACCUGCUUCCACGACCCGCCCUACACGUUCGUCACGAGGCACGCCAACGGCUCGGUCUCCUUCGACGGCUACCUGUUCGACAUCUGGCUGCUGGUGGCCGAGGCGCUGCGGCUGCGCUACCGCAUGGUGCCCGCCUUCAACAACGGCUACGGCAGCCUCGGAGAGAACGGCACCUGGAACGGCAUGGUCGGCGAGCUCGCCUACGGCAGGGCCGACGUGGCGCUCACGUGGCUGUUCGUCAAGCGCGAUCGCGCCGCGGUGAUCGACUACAUUGACGCCGUGUCCGUGUCCGAGAGCACGACCGCCUUCUACACGUACCACGGCAGUGCGGCGAUGCCGGCCCUCUCGGCGCAGAUGUUCGGCUCCCUGAUGCGACCACUUCACGUGGACGUCUGGUGGUCGCUGCUCGCCGCGCUGGUGGUGCUCUCCGGGGUGCUGCGCGCCUCUCUGCGCUUCAACCACGAGCGUGCCGAGGAGCGGCAUAACGUCGCAGAGCUCGGCUGGGGUUCGUGUCUCUUCUCCUGUUUCCAGUCGGUGAUGGGACAAGGCUGGCACACUGUCCCGAGCUCACUCGCCGCUCGCAUAGUCACUAUCUUCACUUGGCUGCUUGGCAUCAUCAUCUCGGUAAGCUACACGGCCAACCUGAUCUCCUACCUGACUGUGGUGAGACACGACCCACCACUCUACAGCCUCAGAGACUUCGUCGAGCGGCCCGACUGGCAACUGGCGGUGCCUCCCAGCUACAGCGUCAUCGACGAAUGGCGGACAAGCAAGGAUGUUUACGAGCGUAGAAUGCACGAGAUCGUUGUCAGAAAGGAGCGCCUUAUCCCGCUAGAUUCACUUGUCGAGGAUUCGCGACUGACCCUGCAGUCCAAGGUCCUGACAUACAUUGAUCUACGAACGCUUAGCUUCACGAUAGGCAGUGACAUCUGCUCGCUUCUUUUGGUGCCGAACUUUCCUGUGAACACGAAAGGCUCUUACAUGCUGAUAGCUAGGAACAAGGAGAAACUAAAAGAACACAUAAACGAGGCGAUGUCGAAGAUAAAUGAAGCAGGCAUCAUUCAACGGCUUCAAGAGAAGUGGAAGAUAACUGGAAGCACUUGUGAGCCACCAAGCGCUUUCCAGGCGCUUUCCUUCGGAAACCUGCUGGCUUUGAUGGUGAUUGUGCCAUUCGGCGUAAUCACAAGCGUUCUGGUGUUUGUCGGCGAGAAGGCGUGGAAAAAACGAAAGUCACGUAGAGCUCGACCCAAACAGGGCAGUGAUUUGAAGGUGGCCUUGAAGCCGAAACUAGCCGCGUUGGAAAUGAAAUACAAGGCGUUUUAAGACGGAUUAGCCAUGCAAAAUGUCCU
This is a messenger RNA of Amphibalanus amphitrite, 2136 nucleotides long. RefSeq names its product glutamate receptor 1-like. The coding region runs from base 695 to 2110 and encodes 471 amino acids. NCBI's taxonomy places the organism in Eukaryota, Metazoa, Arthropoda, Thecostraca, Balanomorpha, Balanidae. Gene Ontology annotation, molecular function: glutamate-gated receptor activity. The record is from RefSeq and is a predicted model, not a curated record. The transcript has a single exon. Gene Ontology annotation, cellular component: membrane.